Messenger RNA from Cynoglossus semilaevis (tongue sole), 3702 nucleotides. RefSeq names its product zinc finger CCCH domain-containing protein 7B-like. Gene Ontology annotation, biological process: miRNA processing. The record is from RefSeq and is a predicted model, not a curated record. NCBI's taxonomy places the organism in Eukaryota, Metazoa, Chordata, Actinopteri, Pleuronectiformes, Cynoglossidae. The transcript is spliced from 22 exons. Gene Ontology annotation, molecular function: zinc ion binding; protein binding; miRNA binding. The coding region runs from base 395 to 3625 and encodes 1076 amino acids.
GGGCGGGCUGUUUAGGAUAGCUGAUGCCAGGAAUCGAAACUUAUCUGUGGACCAGACUUUGGUUUACUUCCUCCUCCGCUCCACUCCGCGUAAGCGCUAGGCUACCAACACUACUAUUGUGAUUAUAGUGUUAAUUUCACGACAUGAAGCUCGUGUAAUCAAAGUUUUCCAUCGGUGAACUUACUCACUGCAUCAGGUAGGUGCGCUGUGUUUGCGGAGGACCUCCACGGAACUAUAAAGCAGAGGCACAUCGGGCUGCAGGGGGCAUGAGAGCUGAGGGCUGACUGUUUGGUGGAAGAUGGUUUUAGCUGAACACCAUCCUUCUGCAGAACACCACUGGCUUUUUUGUUAAUAAUCCACUUGUUCUACUGCUCUCCCUCUCCAGUGAAGAAGCAUGGACCCUGUCAGAGAGAGGAGAAGGCAGGAGAUAAGCAAAGGUCUGGCCUUCCUACAGUCUUCUCUGGCUUAUCCUGAGCCCGAGUGCUACCAGAACUUCCUAACCCGCCUGGUGUGCAACCUGCUUGACGAAGGCAAUGCCUCACUCACAGACGGAGAGUCGGAGGAGGCUGUGAAACAUUUCAGUGAAGCCCUAAACAUCUCACACUAUGCAGACGAAGAAGAAGACAUCCAGAUUCCUAAAGCUCAGCUGGAGAGCCUGUACGUGGACCGGGCCUCUGCCUUCCACAGGAUGGGAGAAUAUGAAAAGGCUGUGAUUGACUGCGACAGUGCUCUGGAGCUGUGUAAGGAGAACCACAGGGCUCUGUACACGAAGGCACUUUGUUUGAAAGAGCUCGGGAAAUAUAAGGAGGCGUACUACUGCACUACAGACUGUCUGCUCCUCAACCGUCUGGGCCGAGAGGUGAAUGAGCUGGCACAAGAUCUGGCCGUGCACCUGGGAUUGAAAAACAAGAAGCCAUACGUCAGCAAAAAUGUUGGUGCACAGAAAAUUGAAAUUGUCACUAAUGGAAACACGACGACUAACGGCAACCAGGUGUCUGCUGCCAGAACAGGAAAUGGGAUUAAUCUUCCCAGCAACAUUGCAUUUGUCAACUUACCCAGCAUGCCUCAGUCCGCACUCACCUCAGAAUCUCAAAGCGGCCCCCAAAGGGGUGUCAACUCAGGCCUGGACUCACUGGACUCACUGGACACCCUGGACUCACUGGACACUCUGGACAUUCUGGACACCAUGGACACCAUGGACGACUGUGAGCUGAUAGGAGAAGACAUAGACAGUCUGCUGGACUGUGUUUCAACCAGGCAGGAGACACCUGAGGUGGCUUUCCCAGCCUCCAACAGGACUUCCAGCAGCACACACACCCUCCCUUCAGGCCUGCCUGCCCCGACACCUCAGCUGCCCCCUGCCUUCUUCACUUCAGCCGUCAGCCAACUCAACUCCCUGGAUUCCUUUUCAGGCAUCAGUCACGGCAUCGCCGCCACAGUACUGGAUACUCUGGACAACCUUCUAGAGCCCCAGGGUCUGGAUGCCUUUGAAAAAUUCCCUGGACCUGGAUUUGGUGCGGCCGUGCCAAAUGGAGGACUGACAUCCGCAGCAGUCGGGAGUUUGAAUGGCCUUGAUUCACUGGAUGAUUUCUUACAUACAACCACAAGGGGUGCUGCUGCUGCAACUAACGAUAUCCUACUGAAAACAGAAAAACAUGGAAAGAAAAAGUCCUACAAUAACAUCCUAGAUGACCUGGAGCACGGGGAUCCAGCCUGUCACGCUGCUGAAAAAUUACAGUUUGGUUUCGUAGUGGACCAGCUGGACUCCCUCGAUGUCCUGGACUCUUUUGGCUCAGAAGAAAAAGUCAGUGUGUCUCUGCCAGCUGAAUUCAAACCAACUGAUACUCAGGAUUUAUCAGGCUGCCAUGUUGCUGCAGCUCCAGUGAAGUUUUGUCCAAAGAAUGGCUACAAAGAAAACAAAGCGACAUCAGCAGCAGGUUAUAACUCUCUGUCCUCCACCCAUGAGUUUCUUCAGGCCUGCUCCCUCUGUUUUCCCUGUCAAGGUCCAGGGAUUUAUUCCUACGUCCAUAAACCAGGUCUGGCCCACAGCUGUUCACGAGACAUUCUGUUAUGUAGAAGAAAGAAGACUCCGCCCUCAGAGUGGACCAGAGUGCGACCCAUUCCUCCGUGCACAUCCUUCAAAGGGCCUUUUGUGCUUUGCAAAGAGGUGCUCAGCUCUAAACUCGGUGUAUGUAAGUACGGAGAGGACUGCACUUUUGCCUACAACCAGCUGGAGAUCGACGUGUGGACAGAGGAGAGAAAAGGAACACUGGACAGAAGCCUGUUGUUUGAGACCAAACUGGACCCUGUGAACCGGAUCAUACGCCUGCUACAGGAGCACAGGGGCACGUACCUGUUCCUUUGUCAGGAGUGUUACGACAGUAAGCCCAGAAUUAUCAGUAAACGCUGCAAAGAAAAUCCCACCCUGUGCUCUAACGUCAACACGCGCCACACAUUUGAUGCUAAUAAGUGUCUGGCGUUUGUGAUGAGGACCCACAAUGUGAACUUCAGAAAGGUGCGUCCACUCGGUGUCCUGUGCUGCUUGGAUUUAUGUCAGAAUGCCAUCAGGUACGGCUGCCAGAGAGAGGACACCUGUCUGUACGCCCAUUCCUUGAUAGAGCUCAAAACCUGGAGGGUGCAGCGUCAAACAGGUAUCAGCCCAGAAGAGAUUGUAAAAGUGUCCACACAACAUUAUGAAAAACAGGAACAAAUCUUCUUAAAACAGAGGGGGAAUAAAGCGCCGUUGGCAUUUGAAGGUAGCAAAGCAAAGAGUUGGGGAGGAGGAGCAGCAGGAGGAGAAGGAGGAGCGAGAAAGAAUCAGAACAUGACAUUAAAGUUGGCCUGUGCUCAGUGCUGGAGAGACGGACAGAUCACUGAGGCAGAUAAAGCCCUUAAAUACUGCAACGCCAAGGCCCGACACGUGUGGUCAAAGGACAGACGAAUUCUGCUGGUCAGGUCUUUAGAACGAAGCAAAUGGGUCCACGUCAGACCUGUGCCUCAUUCCAAGAACUUCCCCUUGCAAUACGAAAUGUGUGCCCAGAUUUUAAAGAAAAACAAAUGCAACUACACCGGACUCUGCACUUUCGCUCACAGCCAGGAGGAGAGAGAAUUGUGGAUGUAUAUGAAGAAACAUCACUUGCUGGACAUCCAGCAGGCCUACGACACCUGGCUGACCACGUCGACCCACAAUCGCCAAGCAGAUGAAGCCACAGCCUACCAGUCCACCCCAGAAGAAAAAUGUAUCGUCAUGCCAACCGACUUUGCUGAACAGAUGAUCGGCUUUCACUGCCACCUCUGCGGCCGGACCAGUAACAGCGAGCGGCAGUGGCAGCAGCACAUCUCCUCUGAGAAGCACAAGGCCAGAGUGUUCAGCUUUGAAGGAGAAGAUGAGGCUAUAACCUGGGACCACCGCUUCCCGGGAAAACACUUUGAACUCUGCCCACGGUUAAAAGGUGGCUGCCCUGAUGGCGUGAGCUGUGACUACGCCCACAGUCCGGAGGAACUUGCGGAGUGGAAAGACAGAAGAGAUUUUCUACGACAGAAGCUGGCCAAAGCCCGGGAGGAUAAGCUCGUCAAGCCUGACGAGGUUGACUUUGGAAACUACAACUUUCUGCUGAACGAUUGAGGAGAUCUCACCAAAACUCAAUAUUUGGAUCUGCCAAGGUAGCAAAUUGAUCUGCCAAACCCAACCAGACAGAAGUC